Molecule: messenger RNA, 4988 nt
Organism: Hymenoscyphus albidus
Lineage: Eukaryota; Fungi; Ascomycota; Leotiomycetes; Helotiales; Helotiaceae
Source: the annotation of a GenBank genome assembly
GUGCGUGCAUCUGUAGACUACAUGAUUCUUCCGUCACCAACUCUACAACAUUAUUCAUGAUCACCCGUCAACACAUUUCACUGUCGUCGCCUCUCCUCCACUUUGAGCUCCACGCUCGCACAAUUCACAAUGGCUUCUCGAAAUGAAGUCACCCUCCCCGCGACGCGCCCAAAGUCUCGCAAGUCUCUAGGCUCCAUCCCCUCAGCCGGCACAAUGGACCAGGAAAAUAUGACGACCGACUUUGCUGCGUUGGCAAGUGGAAAGAGAGCCCCCACAGCUAAGCCGCUAAAGAAAUCUCGGAGUAAGAGUAUCGGUCCUGGAGGAUUGGAUGCGCUGAAGGAUACAACUGGGAAUCGUCGCAAAGUAUGUAUAGAGCAAUGAAAUCUCAUCGCUUCCCUCUAACGGGAAACCAGUCUAUAGCUACUGUACCUCAUCCCGCACCCAAAUCCAUUCUCAAACCUACGAUGCCGCCACUUCGAGAAAUCCCGGCGCAUAAUCCUUCGCGAAGAGGGAAUCCCAAGAAAACUACCCCGCCAACCCAAAACAAAACCGAAAAUUUAAUCGAUUUCGAUGUUGGACCAACGGUUAGCGGGGCGGACAAUCUGGCGAACCCAUUUGAUGUUGGUGCAAAUGCUGCAGUCGCUGAGACUCGAGUGACACUAAGGACCGAGGAAGAGCAGCAAGCUGCCGCACGAGAACGUGAAGAACAGGAAAGAAAAGCACUAGAGAAAGAGAUUACAUCUAGACGAGAUAAUAGGAGAAAGUCAUUGGCAAACCGUCGGGUAUCUUUUGCUCCAGAGGCAACUCUACAUACGUGGGAUGUUGUGGUGGAAUACCAGGACUCGACUACUUCUUCAAAUGCGACAUCUCGACGAGCUUCCUCAGCAUCCACCCCACAAACUCCUGGCCUUCCAGAAUCUGAAUCAUCAGAACCACCCUCGACUCCACCAGAACAAGUAGAAGAAGAAACAGAUGGUUCAAACCCUGCCCAUCAACGCGACCUGCACCAAAAGAAAAGUCGCCGAAGCUCUGGUAUACCUCCUAUGAACUUUAACAAUCCAGAAGAUGAAGUGUUUUCAUCAAGUCCAUUUAGUGAUAAUUCUGGAGUUGAAGAGGAAGAGCCGAUGGAUGACAUGGAUGUUGAUUCUAAUUCAAACAGCGAUUCUGAUAUAAUUGACGAUACAGCAAUGAGUAUGGAUGUUGGAGACACCAUGGAUAUGUCAUUGGCUUCCUCAAAAUCCGGAUCAAGUACAAGCUCUCGUCUUGACGAAGCUCUGAGGCAAGCUGCGCGUCAAGCUGGUGCUCAAGAACAAGAAGAAACUGAAGAAAUUGCAUUCGCUCCUUGGACGAAGCUUGCAGCCCUUGAAAACCUCGAGUCACAAGGAGAUCAGGAAAACGUCAAUCCAUUUUCAUCAGCUUACAAAAUGAAUGCGCCUCAAGAGGAAGCCGACCAAUCUGAGGGUGAAGAUGUCUCAAUGGACCUCACGAUGGAUAUGACGAGACCCAUGGGCGGAAUCAUUACUGCGCAGACCAAUGAAAGCGAGGACGACGAAUUGUCGAUGGACGUUACCAAAGCUUUUGGAGGUAUCAUUACGAAUCCAGUAUCAAAUACUGCCACCAAACGAAAACCAGCAUCCUCAAAUCGCCGCCAAAGUACACGCCGGAAAUCUCUUGGAGAGGAGUCAUCCAUGGGCGAUGAAACGAUGGAUUUGACAAUGGCUGUUGGUGGGAUCAAACCAAGCAUGGAUAAUUCCUCUCCUGGCAACGAUGAAGAUAUGACGAUGGAAUUCACUUCAGUUGUUGGUGGCGUACUUCCUCCGAAGAAAGCACCAGCAAAGGGCCGACGACAGUCCAUGGCAGCUUUGCAAAAAUCUCCGAAGAAUGCGCGGGAGAGCAUUGAUUCACGUACUGGUGGUGACACUAUGGACAUGACAGCUGCUGUGGGAGGAAUCAUGGCUACAAAUACACAAUAUGCCGAAGAAGAGCCGGAUCCCACUAUUGGUAUGGAUAUGACUGCAGCUCUUGGAGGAAUACUACAGCCGCCAGUCACUUUCGAAAACCGAGCAGAAGCCAAGAAGGUUAUGGAACUGGAGACCGAUAUUGCAAGUUCUCCAUUCCGAGCUGAUGUUCCAAGCUCUCCUUCAAAGCCAACCGCUCCUGCCCAUACAAUUGCAUCCGAAACUGGCAGCCCAAGCUUAGUGCCUUUCCGAAAGGGAGCUCGACGCAGCACUGAUACCAGGAAAUCCACUACUCCCAAAUCCAAACUCUCGUCCAGCUUUACACCUACAAAAUCAACAACCCCGCCCAAACAACUAACGCCACAGCCUGUUGACAGUCCCACGACACCGAGUAAAACGCCCCCAUCCAAAAAUGUCACUAUCCGUACCUCAUCUCCAAAGAAGUUCUUCAAAAAUGACCUUCCUCAAGCAUCCACUACUCCCCAAUCAUCCAGAGCCAAAAAAACAGCCACGCCCAAUAUAUUGUUUCAGAGAGACAAAACUGGCACAACUACUCCAAGCUUCAUUCUUACUCCUCAGAGGAGAAGAUCCUCUGGUGUUGGUCUGGAUCGCGAAGGUCUUGGUUCACCUCGAGUUGCCGCACUUCUUGACCGAAGAAUCUCAAUAGGUGAGCAGGCAGCAUCAUUUAGUCCCAGCCUUCCAGGUGAUGCUGUCCGAGGUGUUCAUUUCCUUGAUCCACGAGCCAUGCAGGCAGAAAUCGAUAAGGAGCGCAAACAGGAAGAGGACCGAGAGAAUGGGCGAAGUGUUCUAGAGCGCGAAGCUGAUGACGAAACGGAUGCGACAUUAAACUUGAAAAAUAUGAUCGAGAGUUUAUCGCCGAAGAAGAAAUCGACAAAGCCACGGAAAAGUCUGCAUGUGGGCGCUGCAAAGGGUAUUCUGGGCAAACGCCCGGUUGAAUUAGACGAGGAUGACGAGGAUGAGGACCAAGGAGGUAUCAAGCGGCUGAAGAACCACCAAGGAAGCCCCGUCAAGAAUGUUAGACUUAGUGGGCCUCCAUCAAAAGAAGAAACCACAACGGGACGCGUGACUCGAGCUAGUCGAAAAAGUAUCGAUGAAGUCGAAAAGCCUGUUGCGACACCUACCAGUACUUCGUCUCCAGCCAAGGCCAAAGCAACAACACCACGAGUUCAGGGUCGCUUCAAGGAUGCAGAAGCAAUCCCUGCCGAGCAGGAAGUUGGGACAUUGGCAGAGAAAGAUCCUACUGAAGACCCGCAGAUCGACGAGGAAAGUUUUGAGGAUGACCGCAUUCAGCUGCAAGACUUUCUUAACAUGACCAGCAUUCGAUUUAUGGAAUUAACAACCUCCAAACGUCGACACACUAUUGCACCGAAAUCCGAUAGGAAUUCAAAGGGCAGAAUCAGUUUUGGAGUGACCCUCGAAGACUGUAUUGCUGCGAGUGCGGCAACCGUGCCUAUGCUCGAGCUUUUUCAGCAUGCUUGUCAAGAAUUGAGAAAAUACAUUUCUGAAGGCCGUAAGACUGUGCGGGAAAUCGAGACGGCAACAUUCGAAGAGAACCCUCCGCUGUUCCGCGAGUAUAUGUCCGCCACUUCUGAUAUCAAGGUUGUCAUGGAUAACCAACUCAAAAAUGUCAAGACACACGCACGACUAUUGAGUAAGGAGAUGUGGUACGACUGGCGCAUGACCCUUCUUGGAACUUUGAAAGAGGCGCUUUUCAAAACCGGCGAAGGAAUGAUGCAAGAUGAGCAGAUUUUGGAUCACCAAAUUGUUUUACUGAAUUCUGUCAUUCCCAAGCUCAGCCAAAGAGCCCAGGCGCUCCAGCGUGAAGAAGGUGAUCUGCGGGAUUCUGCUGAAGAGCUUGCUAAUUGUGACCCUGUUGCAUUGACCGAUGCUCGUCAAAGACUGAUUGUUGUCGAUUCGGAGAUUGAUUCGAAGAAGCGGAUGAUUGCCGACCUCCGGAAACAAUUGGAAAGUAAGGAAAUCGAGAUUAAAGCAGGGAUCGCUCGAAAGCAAACUUGUAUCGAUGAUAUCAGCGAAGCAGAAAGAACUAGAGAAGAGUGCCGAGGAUGGACUUCGGGUGAGAUCAGCUCUUUGAAAGGUACUUGAUUCUCCAUUACCUAUUUUCAACAUCUUUACUAAUGCAUACCCUUUCAGCAAAGGUCGAUGUCUUCGAAAAAGAGCAUGGUUGGACUAUCACAGGUGUCUCUGGAACCACAACUUCAAUGACAUACCAUAAAGACAUCGAGCUAGUUUUCGAUGCUGCCUCUUUCCUGCCUAGUCAAAGCCAUACAACAUCCCGCCGCAAAUCGGUCAACUCUCGUAUUGACCUUUGGUACAUUGGCGCCAACCGAGAUCUCAAUCCCCAACCUCUCACGCUCGAGAAAGACUUCUUUCUUCAAAGUAUUCGUGACCACAUCCGUGGACUGCCACAGGCCCAAACACACGUCAAGGAUCUCCUCCACGCCGUUUCUGUUUCUUGGAAUCGGGCACAGGCUGUGGUAGAUGAUAUCCGCUUACUUGGUGUUAGUUGUCCGACUGAGGUAGGGAAGACUUCUGAUUCCUCGAUCUUGGUUAGGAGUAUGUUGCUUAUCGCGCCGUUGGGUACGAAGGUUGAAGUAGGGAUGGGGCUGGAGAGUAAGAGUGUUGAGGGAGGUAUUGAGGUUGGUGUUGAGUACAAGGCUAGUGUAGUGUAUGGCGAGAGGUUUAAUGAGCCAAAGAUGGGGGAGUUCUUGUUAAGUCGUUGUGGAAAUAUUGUGAAAGAGAAGGGGAAGUUGGAGAAAAGUUCUUGGGGUGAGGCGGUAGCGGAACUGGGGGAGAAGCUUUUGGCUAGGGGGCGGAAGUAGUAGCUGUUUUGUGCGUCAUGAUGCUUACGAUGACUCUAAAGGGUACGUUCCGGGAAUCACUUGGUGUUUGGAGUCAAUGGGUAGUGGGUCUUGGGGUUAUCGUGAGACUUUUCUAGUGUUGUAGGGCUUGUCUGUGUAUUGAUGAACAGUUAAUAUGAUGUAUCUAUAA